Molecule: messenger RNA, 333 nt
Organism: Anisakis simplex (herring worm)
Lineage: Eukaryota; Metazoa; Nematoda; Chromadorea; Rhabditida; Anisakidae
Source: the annotation of a GenBank genome assembly
AUGGAGGAUUCUAGAGAAGAGCACGGCCGAUGCAUCAUGCAACAAAACAGACAGUCGUGUCUUUUUCAGGAUCGAUGCACCAGUGUUGGUGAAGCACAUUGCGGUGCAACAGACAGGUCAAUGAGUCAGGUUUGGGAUCAGUUCGGUGAUUGCUUGGCCGAAGCGAUCACUAAGGCUGAGCCGAUCAGAGGCAAACGAGAAUGCCUUAAGGCGUGGAAUGCACUCAUUUCUUUCAUUGUGGAUAGUACUAAGGGUGGCUACCUGGCAGAGUACAAAAGGAGGAGUGCUAAGAAGUGGUCUCGACAAGAGAACACUGCUGCUGAUACAAUCUAA